This is a messenger RNA of Helicoverpa armigera (cotton bollworm), 695 nucleotides long. RefSeq lists its product as uncharacterized. NCBI's taxonomy places the organism in Eukaryota, Metazoa, Arthropoda, Insecta, Lepidoptera, Noctuidae. The transcript is spliced from 5 exons. The coding region runs from base 56 to 619 and encodes 187 amino acids. The record is from RefSeq and is a predicted model, not a curated record.
GUGAAACUGUAAAUGUUAUAAUUUGAAAACUAAAGUGUAAGUGAGUGAAGUGACAAUGGGUUUCGAAUUGCCGCGGUACAAUAAGUGCUGUUACUGCAUUCCUUUGAAGAUUGGCGUGUUACUCAUUGGAUAUGUGUCUAUUAUAGCUUCCUGCCUAACGCUGGCCACAGUCUCGUGGUCAAUCUUCAAAGUGUCGGAGUUUGUUCAGGAUAGCAAAGAUAGACCAAACCCGCAGCAUCCGCCCAACGAGGUGGCGAGGGCGGCCCUGGGCCUGUACCUGUCCUUCGCCUACUAUCUACUAGUGUUCCUGUUUAAUGUCACUAUCAGUAUUAUUUUGGUGAUUGGGACACAUACCGACAAGCCGCAUUACUUGCGGUUCUACUUCAAGGCGGUGAUGUUCCUGUUCGCUCUGAGCGUGGUCCUGGUGGUGGUCACCUUCGUGUUCAUGGGCUUCUUCGCCACGCUGCCUGUGCUUAAGUGGUCUUUUACGCUGCUGAUUUGCAUGAUAAUCGUAAGAAGUUAUUACCUGGUGCUCGAAGAGAGGGAGAAACAGCCAGCACCGUUCGAAUUGCAGCCUUACAUCCCUGUGCGCCAAGUUCCACCACAAGGCAUGGCGUGACCAUAAACUAUUGUUUUAUUUAUUUAUUGUAAGCAAACGAAGUAGUCAUUUUUAAAUAAAACCUAUUUUUACUAUG